UGAUCUCAUGAACGGCUAAACUGCCUUGGCUUAUGUUUUCAGAUCUCUGUUUCCAGUUCUUCGUCGCUAACAAUAGAUUUUGAAUGUGUCAUUGGUGAAUUUACUUCCUUUCUUUGUCAAUUAAUUUAGACUCUCUUUUCGGAAUUAGAAUCUGAAAACGCGGAACACAGUAAGAAAUCCUAACACGUACUUUAAACUUUUCUUUCUGAAAUUUCCUUUCUUGAGUUUGUCCCUGUUUCUUUGUUGCUUUUGGAUUACAACAAGUUGUAAAUCGACAACAAGAAUUUUAAAGGGGGAAAGCCAGAAAGAAAAUAAGGGUUUAUAAAGAUUUUAAGAUGUUAAUUUUAUGUGAAGCGUUAGUGCCAGUUACAUGCAUUCCAAGACUUUCAGAUAAUACUGGCUGGCUUUGAUCAGAUUAGACAACUGAAGUUAUAGAGAAAAAGAAAUUUGGUAUUUUUCUAUGAGUGACCUGUUUUCGUUCUUUUAUAUUCUUAUGCACAAACAGUUAUAUCUAUGAAAUUAAAUUUUUGAUGGAUUAUCUUGCAUUCGUGCUGCAAACAUUCAGGCACUGUUGAUAAGAAAGGGAAAUUUAGGUGCGAACCAUCAUCCUAAUUCAUAAAAGACAUGAUAUUGGUUAAUAGUUGUAUAAGCAUUUUGUGGGUUAUCCUCCUCCUGUAGCAUCAACACAGAGUCAUUAUGCUUUCUAAUGGAAUUGAUUAGUAUCUUAUGGAAUAAAGUCCAAUAUCACUGCCUUAUGUGUGAUGUACCAGAGAUAUGUAUCCGUUCCAGUCCUUCAAAAAGGAAAUUAAAGUUGUCAUUUUGAAUAUCUCUCGAAUCCUUGAUGUGCACGGGUCCUUACUAAAAAUCAUUAAGCUGUGUCAAAGUGUUUUUCUGGGGAAUUGGUGGUAACUUUCUUGCUUCAUUAUCUUCUAGAUUUAUGUUAUGAACACUGAAUGACCUUGAACUGAUAUUUGAUUCAUCAUUCUCCUGAUAGUUAGUUUUGGUUGCUCCUCCUUUGGACAUGAUGCAUUUCAGACUUAUUUCAUGGAAAUAUACGUUAAAGUUUUUGAUAUACAGUUUUUGGGUGUAUACAGAUCUCAGAAAACGGCAAUGUAUCUGUUGCCAGAUACUCUGAGCUCAUAUUCAGGUUCUUGUCCAGUUUCAUAAGAUAUACAGUUGCUCCUUAAUCCAUUUAGCUACUAUGUCCCUAGUUCUGUUGUCUAUCCCUCCGUUUUUAGCCUCUGACUGAAUCUUGGAACUACAAGUUAUAAUUAAAGUUUGGCUUGAGUUAAUUUCUUUACAUUUUUUUGGAUUAUCAAAACUUUGAUCGGUUGGAUAUUUGGAAUCAUGAGAUUGAAACUAUGAUGGGGAAUAUAAUCCAAAAAAAUGUAAGGAAAUUGAUUAUGAGAAAUUAUGGUAUUAAUUAUUGCCAGUGGUUCUGUUACCCACUGGUUUUAUCCGAGUUGGUUGGGUUGCAAUCUCUAGAAGUUAAAUUUGGCAGCUAAUUAUGUCUCACAUGGACAUAUAUUCUGGACGGGAAAAAUAUUGAUAUAUAAAGGUGGCUUUUUUAUGGAGGUUGCAAUGAGUUCUCCCUGUGAUGCGGUUUUUAUUUUGGAAUUUUGGCACUUAUAAAAUGUUUUGUAAAAUUUGAAUCUUAAGCACAACUCUGCAACAUGCUCAUUUCAUAGAACAGAAAAAGUGUGCCUUUCUUUUUUGGUAUUUUAAUGAAAGUAGGAACUGAGGCUUCUUUUUUUACAAUUGUGACUUGUGAAAAUUGUAUUUUCAUGUGAUCAGUUCAGAAUAAUUUGUAGUAUGCUUAAGUGGAUGAUUGCAGCAUUGAGGUCUUACAAAUCAAUGUCUUCUGGUGGUGGAAGUGGAUGCAGCAAGCAAGAAUCCGAGGCAUGCAUGGAUAUGAUUGAACAUUAGUUGUAAAGCCAUCAACCUUCAUAACUAGUUCAUUUUAUUGCUGGUGCAUGCUGAAUCUAGUGUGCCACAACUUUGUUCAUUUUAUUGCUUCUCUUGAGAAGAUGAAACACCGACUCAAUGUGACAGACAAUAUAAGGUGCAGUCGCCAUGUGCACUUUCAUGUAUUUGAUGGGUCAUAAAAACAAGGGAAACUCUUACUUUAAGAAUUAUUUUUAAGCAUAUUUUCUCAUGCUCGUUCUCCUAAACUAUUAAAAAUGGAUGUACUUUGAGGAACCUCUGAAGGGACGAAAACAUGUAUCCUGAAUUUUUAUUUUUUGGGUGGAAAAAGAUUGGGACAAACCCGAAACAGAGUAAAAGAAAGCCUAAUCACAAAUGAAACUUGUAGCCAUUCCAUCACCAAGCAAGGGAAAGUGGUUGCAACAUAGGCUCAACAAUUGUAAAGGGAAAGUUUCUUUAUUUCUUUCUACUCUUUAUUUUUAUUUUUCGCUCUCUUCAUAUAUAUUUCUUUAGGAUUUUUUUUCUUAAUUUUUUUUUAGAUUUUUAUUCUCUUCUUCUCUAUCAAUAAUAAAAAAAGGAGAAGCAAAUCUAAAAGAAAAGAAAAAGGAAAUAAACAAUUCGCAGUAGUGUUGAAUAUAAAGCGUCGGAAUUUAACAACUCUGAAAAUGUUAAUGCAACAGCUAUUGAUGUUAGUUGCUGUUUAAGAAGAGAAGUAGAAUAUGUUGGUGACAGGUAACAAUCUUUUCAAAGCAUCGACGAGCUUUACGACUGGAAGUUUUGGAUUUUUUCUUACUGAUGAAUGCAGAAAACUGACUACUUGUUGGGUUGAGUAAAAACGAGCUGAGCCCUCAGAAAAAUUGCCGGUAGUUUGGGAAGAUCCUGAUGACGAUAGUGGCAGUGAUUAUGAUGAAGAAGUUGAAGAAUUGGAUGACAUGGAUUAUGAGAGUGAUUGGGAGGAAGAAACAUAUACUAAAUCUACUGCUAGGGAUAAUUGAUAAUUCCACAUCCAACAAUUAUGAGGACGAGGAUUCGGAGGAAGACACAUACGUUGCAUCUACUAUUACUACGACAGUUCGUAACUCCACAUCAAACAAUUAUGAGGAUCUAUCUAAAGGAUGGGAAGAAAAAGAACCUGAAUUGAAGACGAUAUUAUGAUAUUUAUGGUAGUCUCUGAGGCUUAUACCUCCAUUAUUCAGGCGAAAUGGAAGCCACUCCAGACGCUUGCAUUAUCAGGACAGAUACGAUUUAUGGAUAAGUUGCUAGCAGAUGGACUUAAUAUCGACAGUGGGGAUAAGGAUGGUCUCACAGCUCUGCAAUUGGCAAUUGUUGGUAAAGAGGAGGCUGCCAUUAGUCAUCUUUUAAGAAAAGGUGCAAACCCUCAUGUCAAAGGAGAUGGUGCUAGCUCUCUCCAUUAUGCAGUUCAAAUUGGUGCCCUGCAGACUGUGAAGCUAUUAAUCAAAUACAAUGUUGAAGAUAAUAGCCAGGUGAUCUGAGAGAGAAAACAUGAGCGACGAUAGAACACUCACAAAAAUUUCCCACUUUGAUGGUCAUUAUGAUCAUUGGAGUGAAUUGAUGGAGAAUCUUUUGCGAGCAAAAGGCUUAUGGAGUUUGAUUGCUGAGGGCUACAUUGUGCCAGCAGAAGGAGUUGAGGUAACAGCUGACCAGUAGAAACAAUUGGAGGAUCUCAAGUUAAAGGAUCAUCAGGUGAAGCACUACCUUUUCCAGGCGAUUGAUCGGACAGUAUUUGAACAGAUCUUGGAUCGUCAAACAUCCAAGAUUGUUUGGGAUUCAAUGAAGAGGAAGUUUGGAGGAAAUGAGAGGGUGAAGCGAUCUCUUCUCAAUACUCUGAGGCGAGAAUUCGAGGUCCUUGCCAUGAAGACGAACGAGAAAAUUGACGAUUACUUUGCAAGAGUAAUGAUAGUUUCGAACAAAAUGAGGAGCAAUGGGGAAGACAUGCCAGAUUCAAAGAUCGUUGAGAAGAUGUUUCGAACACUGACAGAAAAAUUCACAUAUGUGAUGGUUUCUAUUGAGGAAUCCAGAGACACCGGAAGUAUGUCUAUCGAUGAGUUGCAAAGCUCUUUGGCUAUUCAUGAGCAAAAAUUUAGGAGAACUAGUUAUGAAGAGGAAGAUCAAGCUCUCAAUGUUCGAGGAAGAGGUAGAGGUUCCUACAGAGGCAGAGGUAGGGGUAGAGGGCGAUCUUUCAAUAAGGCAUCGGUCGAAUGCUAUAAAUGUCACAGCCUGGGACAUUUUAGUUUAAUUGAAAUAUCUUAUUUUUUACUUAUUUACUAAAAUAUAUUUUUUAAAUUCGAUUUGGUUAUCGUGAUUAACUCUUUUAUUCGGUUCAU
Messenger RNA from Ricinus communis (castor bean), 4268 nucleotides. Its product is annotated as ankyrin repeat domain-containing protein EMB506, chloroplastic-like. Gene Ontology annotation, molecular function: protein binding; chloroplast targeting sequence receptor activity. Lineage: Eukaryota; Viridiplantae; Streptophyta; Magnoliopsida; Malpighiales; Euphorbiaceae. Bases 3075 to 3416 code for a protein of 113 amino acids. The record is from RefSeq and is a predicted model, not a curated record. Gene Ontology annotation, cellular component: chloroplast outer membrane. Gene Ontology annotation, biological process: protein targeting to chloroplast. The transcript is spliced from 6 exons.